CAAACUAAAACAUCGUCAUUGGAGCGACAACGGCAAAGUUCUAGAGAGAAAGAUAUCAGAUCAACCCACAAUGAUGCAACACGAGGACAAAACUUGGCAAUCAAGACACAUGUGAGCCACUGGUGAUUUAUUAGCAGGAGAGGCACCUUGGAUAACAUCAUGGCGAAAAUACUCAUCAUCGCCUCUCUGAGCCUUACCAUCUGUGUCUCCAACGCACAAGAUACAGCCUCACCAUCUGAAGUUGCUUGUAACCUUCCUCUAGAACUAACAUCAGUGAAAACGCAUUCCUUUCACAAUUGGAACACUAUUCCCAUUUAUGCUAAGAUAAAUGGCACUGGCGGGUACAGAGCUGAAGAAACGGAUGAGCUAGAAAACAAGUUUGUUUGGGUAACGUUCGACACAGAGACAGUAGUAACUGGAGUGGCCAUGCAAGGGUUUGGUGAUCCUGAGAUAAAAGAGUGGGUUGAAAAGUAUUACGUGAGUUUCAUGCGUCAAAGCAGUUCGGAAAAGUUCUUCGUUGACAGCAAUGGGAGACCCAAGUUGUUUCAAGGAAACAAUGACUCAAAUACGAUUGUGAGAAACAACUUUGCACCUGAAAACGUAGAGAUCAUCUAUAUCGAGCCACGUGCAUACCACAUCAAUGUUGCCUUCAGAUUUGAACUCUACGGAUGCAUAAUGAAGAGGUCUGUGGAGCUACACUUCCGGUGGAGAGAUGAACAUUGCACUUUGGAAAUGCUCAUAGACAAAAAAUCCGACGGGUUUAAAGUCAUCGAAACGAAGCUAGAGAGCGAGAUGCACCAGAUAAGCCGUCUCCCAGGAGUGCAAGUGGUUAAGCUUGAGAGCCUCAGACCUGGAAGCUUAAUUGUUGGCAUCAAAGUUGGUGUGCGAGAUUCACAAGUUAAACAGAUGAUUGUGGGAGCAAAACAACUCUUAAAAAACUUUACCAAAUUUGACUCUAGCUUCUUUGCUGUAAAGGACCCUAAAGGGUCGUCCUUCUGCACAAUGCCAAACAUUUCUCUAUCAAACCUUUCUCAUGACCAUGACAAAACUCUGAAGAUCAAUCGCUCAGCCUCCUACAUAGUAAGAGCAUUUAUCAAUAGCGAAACUCAACAAAAGGCUCUUGUUACUUGGAAAAUUGCACAAUUACAGAACUCUCGACGGAAAAAUGUGGACAGGAAAAAUGCUUUUAAAUCAACAAGUAUUUCCAUGGAGGAAACUGUACUUGGAAAUACAACGAUUAUACAGAAGGAAAUAUCAAAACACACUCUUCAGUAUGGUGUAUACUACAUUGAGGUUCUGGUAAAUGCUACUGGUUGUAUGAACUACAAUUAUGGAUUCCUGCGAGUUACUGAAACACCUCUACAUGUGGCUGUGUCAACAAAACCUCCACUGGAUAAUAUUCUUAAAGGAUACCACAGGUAUCUUGAAUUUAAUGCAUCAAAUUCUUUUGACCCUGAUGUGCAAAAGAAAGAACAGAGUGGCUUAACGUUUACAUGGCUUUGUGCAAGAAAAAAUGAGACCUUUGGAAAUACUGCAACACUCCCAGUUGUUGUUCCACAUAACAGUGGAAACAGAUUAAAUGUAAAAGGGUGUUAUGGAAGUGGACCCGGCAAACUGAAUUUCACAGGCGCACAUGCAAAGUUACUCUUAGACCAAAUGGAGCCCAAUAAAAGUUAUAUCAUCCAGUUAAUUGUGGAAAAAGAUUCGAGAAAGGAGAAUGUUUCCUAUGAAUUUGAGUUAAAAAGUGGAAAUAGCUUCCAUCUAGAAAUCAGAUGCAAAAGAAAUUGUAAACAAAAAGUCAAUCCUGCAGAGAAAAUAUCUUUCGAAGGAUUUUGCGACGGCGAUUCCUGCAAGCAAAAUAACACGUACUUUCGCUGGUCACUUUUCGUAAAAACUGACAUUGGAGAAUUUCAGCCAGUUAUAAUACAAAAUAAUGAAGACCGUUCGCUGCUGGAAAUUGAUAUGCAUGUGUUAGAAGAAGGCAAAAAAUAUGAAUUACAACUUCGAGGAAAUCUUACUGAGAAAAUUAGAAGUUCUGCGACUUAUCCUUUCACAACAAACCAGUCCCCUCGAGGAGGAAACUGCACUGUUGAUCGAUUCACUGGUCAAGUUUUGGUGACAAAUUUUACAUUUUCCUGUUUCGGUUGGCUGGAUGAGGACAAGGACUUGAUUUAUCAAUUUGGGUACAAGUCGAGUAGCGGGGUGUAUGAAAUACUUCAGGAGAGCCCUUCGCCUUAUUUAAAGACUAACAAGCUUCCUCUUGGCGACUCCGAAAAAGAAAAUAUGUUCUGGUUGGAUAUCUAUGUCAAAGACCAAUGGGGGGGAUUUGGGUCCAAAACUGUAAAGGUUAAGAUUCUCUCGAGUCGGACAAUAAAUGCAACGACCCUGUAUCGAUACACCAUGGGAAAUAAUAGUGAGAUGGCUAAAUUACUAGAAAGCGAAGAUGGUGGCAAGGAUGCCAUGCGGCUGGCAAACACCUUACUGUCUGUGAUGUCCGCAACUACCGACAAAGAAGUGAAAAAAGAGGACAAAAUUAAGUUCAAGGACGAAAUGAUCAAACAUUCAUCAAAAGUCAAAGUAAAUGACCUGCAGGGAAUUAUUCUUGUGACUUCAGUUGUGGCCAGUGCGACUGACAAAAGUGAAGAACUCUCGGAGAAAUCUCAGUGGACUUCGGUGGAUGUUUUGGAAAGAAUGACAAACAAGUUUCAAAACAUUACCGUUGAAGGAAGUGACAAAGAUCCCACCGGCAUCGAGAAGGCAGGAAACAAUCUGUUGGUGGGGAUUGGCAACGUGCUUGAUGCAAAUGCCGUGAAAGCUGACACCAACAACAAGAAAGACGAAACUAGCGAAGAAAGCAGCAAAGUUAACUUAACAAAGACAAAAGUUCUUGCCGAAAAAGCCUUCAUACUGAUUACCAAAGUCGGAGACAGCAUGUUAUCAUCAAGAGAAGUCGAUGAUGAACCCGUUGAAAUUGAGACCAAGGCGAUAUUCAUGAGGUUAAACAGACAGACUCCAGGAUCAAUCAGUGACAAACCCACCAAGAUAAAGGACAGCAAAGUGACAUUCCCUCCGUCUGAGGAGCUGUUGGGUCCCCAAGCACAGGAAACGAAAUACGUGGACACACAGAUGCUCUCUUUAAAGCAUAAUCCCUUUUCGUGGGACAAAAGCGCCAAGCUUGUGAAGUCAGCUGUGAUCAGCAUAGACCUUAAGAACGAUAAAGGAGAGGUUCUUGAAGUCUCGGAACUGUCUCAAGAAAUCGAGCUUUACAUCAAAACAGAUAGACCACAGACACCGCAGGUUCCUUUGCACUCUUUUGUGAAACCAAGUGUUAAUGGAAGUAUGCGAAACCACAGAGUUGUCAUUUCCGAAGAGGGAAUGGUAGUAAGCGUCAAGGCGGUUCCAUCAAACGGAUCAAAACUACAAGUUUAUUUUCGCUAUCUUCGCCGACCGACAAUAUCAAACUACGAUUUCAUGGCUGAGGUCCCAGAUUUCACCUCAUGUAAAAGACAUGCCAAAGGAUUUACGAACAACUCGAGCAAUGAAAUGCUCAGUGGGUAUUUUAACUGCACCAAGGAUCCUUACGUACUGACGCUUUCCAGUGACGUCACCAGUCACAUCGGUUUACAUUACAUUGGAAUUCGUCUGCCUGGCUCCGAUGACUUUUCAAAGGAAAUUAAACGCAGGCGGAGAUCUUGCUCUGAAAACGGAAGACACAGGAGGUCGGAAAUGUGUGUGGAGUUUAAGGAUCCCCCGACAACUCCUCCCCCGACCCCCAGGGUGAUUGUUCCGGAGUAUGAUCCCAGUACUGAUGUAAACUACACAUUGUCAAUCUCCAUGGGAGCAUGUUUGUAUUGGUCCGAAGCUAAAGAGAAAUGGACAUCAUACGGCUGCAGAGUCGGGCCAAAGCCAGUCAAUGGUUCUGUUCAGUGCCUCUGCACACAUCUCUCUGCGUUCGGCGGUGACUUUUUGGUUGCUCCCAAUCCUAUCGACUUUGACCAAGUGUGGGACGCGUUCAGUAACAUCUUAGAGACAAAAAACUUUGUAGUGCUUGGUACAGUAUGUGCAAUGCUUGGAAUUUACUUAAUUGUGGUGGUUUUUGCACGGCGGGCGGAUCAAAGUGACAGGCAGAAGGUAACCCAGGUGAUUCCUUUAGGAGACGUUUAUCCCAAUAGCCACUGUUACGAGCUGAAAAUUUACACUGGUUUGUGGCGGCUAAGCGGAACCUCCGCUAAUGUGGCCGUCAUGAUUUACGGAGACAUAGACACAGAUGUAAUCCCGCUGAACUGCAGCACCAUGUGCAACAAAAAGCUGUUUGCUCGGGGAAGUGUUAACACAUUUAUAUUGUCGCUAAAGGAAUCGUUGGGUGAUAUAUCACAUAUCAAAAUCUGGCACGAUAACUCUGGAGAAAAUCCUCAAUGGUUCGUCAACAAAAUCGUCAUCCGGGAUGCGACUUCGGAUACCACAUGGCAUUUUUUGUGUAACCGCUGGAUAGCAGCCGAAAGGGAAGAUGGUAAAAUCGAGCGCGUCUUCUACGCGUCGUCCACUAAGGAAGUCAACAGUUUUAAGAACAAGUUUUACAGUCGGGUGUCUAUGGGGCUUGGUGACGGGCAUGUGUGGCUGUCGGUUAUCACCAGACCCCCGACGAGUUCAUUUACGCGCGUUCAGCGUGUGUCGUGUUGCUUAUCCGUGUUGAUGUCUGCAAUGGUUACGAAUGCCAUGUUUUAUCAGUUUGGCGCUAUGGAUACCGACAACGCUUUUCACUUUGGGCCGUUCGUAUUAAGCUGGCGACAGAUCAUUAUCGGUUUACAAAGUGCUGUCUUGGUUGUUCCUGUGAACGUGUUGAUCGUGUUUCUGUUCCGCAACAGCAGACGUAGACAAGAGGUGACUCAAGCCUUCAACACAAACAGUGACAACUUCACGGUGGACGAAACGCACAGAACAGGCUGCUUCUUGUCGCGAUUCUUUGUUUAUAUCGCCUGGGCACUAUGCAUUUUGACUUCUCUAACUUCAGCUGCUUUCACUGUCUUCUACAGCAUGAUGUGGGGCACUGAAGUGUCUAACAAAUGGUUAACUUCCAUCUUGGUGUCUUUCACCCAAGACAUUCUGUUUAUUCAACCAAUCAAGGUAGUAAUUGUAGCUUCAUUGUUGGCGUUACUCAUCAAGAAGGCGCCGGAGGAUGAGAGCGAUAAAGAAAACGAGAAGUCAGUGGCGCAGUCUAUAGUUAAGGGGGAAUCCCAUAAACCACUGAAACCCGACAACCAGCAGCUAGAAAAGUUUCGGGAGUACCGCUUACGAGUGAUGGUGAUGGCGCGAGUUCUCAUUGAAUUGGCUUUCUACUUGAUCUUUGCCUGGGCACUGAUGACGAUAUCUUACGGUAGGAGAGACACUGGGCACUAUUGGAUGACAAAGGGAAUUGAUGACCUGUUGCCGAAAUUUGACAGGGUCCGGGAUACUAACACUUUUUGGGCGUGGACCCAGAAAUACCUGGUUCCCGCUGUGUAUGACGUAAAGUGGUACAACGGACAGCCCUUCGAGUACAAAGAAGGAUUUAUGUCAGACAUGUCCGGAUACUUAGUUGGUAUGCCCCGCUUUAGGCAGCUCAGGGUGAAACAAGGCCCAUGUCCUAUUUCACCUCGGUAUUCCGAGUUCAGAGAGACACUGCACCCUUGUCUGCCACCUUAUAGUGGGGACAGUGAGGACCAAACCCUUUACAGUAUGCCACAAUGGCGGAAAAUUCCAACCAAUGAAACGGUGUUGCUUUCGGAAUUUGCACUGCGUCGGAUGUGCCCGAGACCUUGGCGUUACAAAACGUCGGAAGAGCUGCAGAGUCUUCCACUUCAAGGUCUACGAGCACUUUACGGAGGAGGUGGAUUCGUAGCAGAUCUCGGCUACACAAAGGCAUCUGCCCUGAGGGUCAUAACAAACUUGCAGAAUAAUUCAUGGAUUGAUGAAAAAACGCGUGCGGUUCUUAUCGAGUUUAUGGUUUUUGACUCGUCCACAAAUCUUUUCAGCGCUGUCUCUUACAUUUAUGAGGCUCUGCCCUUGGGUGGUGCAGCUACGUUUAAGAGAAUCAACACAAUGUCACUGUACGGUGCGACGGGAAAGCGUUCUUUUAGCGCGGUGUGCGAGCUAAUAGUACUUCUCAUGGUGUUCUACUUUAUCACUGCUGAGGCAGUAAAAAUCUGGAAGGAAAAAUGCUCCUAUUUCAAGUCCGCAUGGGCUUAUGUGGAGAUGGCACAGAUUUUGUCCGCAAUUGCCACAGUUGUGCUUUCCAUUUUCCAAAGGUACUAUACAACGAAGCUGGUGAACAGAAUUCACGCAAAUCCCUUUGAAACUUCAAGCUUUCACUACACUGUGAUGUGGUCAGAUCUUGAAAAUGCGCUUAUAGCCGUCCUAGUAUUCAUUUUGACCAUAAAAGUUCUCAAGAUCUUACAAUUUAACGAGCACAUUUCUAGUUUGGCGGCAAGCAUGGUACGCUGCCGCGCCAAAAUCGUUUCCUACUCGGCUGUCUUUAUGGUGGCAUUCCUAGCCUUCAUGCAAGUCGCACUUCUCGUCUUCGGUAGCACAACGAAAGUGUACUCAAGUGUUUCCGAAGUCUUCCGAACUCAGUUCGGAUUGUUUAUCGGAGGAGACACGGACUACCAAGAUCUUAAGUCGGCCAAUCGGAUUAUUGGACCAAUCUACUUCUUUCUGUUCAUGACCACCAUGGCUUCUAUACUUAUAAACAUGUUUCUGGCGAUCCUGAAUGAAUCAUACCGAGAAGUGAGAGUUUACCCCGAUCGAGAGCACGAAGAGGCUGAAAUGCUGAGGGUGUUUUUGGACUAUGCUAAGAAAAAAGUGAGCAAAAAGCUGACUUCGUUUCAGGAUACAAAAUUUCUUCCAAGGAGAGACAGCUACAGCGUUCAAAAUCAACACUCACAAUACAAGAAAAAGUUUGAAGAAGACUGUAAGUACACACCGAUAAACUGGAGCAACUGCGACUCUAUCAGCGAGAAAGGUCUGAUAAGUAACGAUAAUGUUACUGAGAGUUCGUUUCUCGAAGAUAUUAAAAAACGCUUGAGAAAUAUCAGCAGCGAGCUGAGAGACAUUUCUAUCUUGCAUCGCUCGCGAAGGUACAAAGUCUAUGAAGUUCAAAAAAAGUAUGGCAUCCAGGGUCAGAAGUUUGACGAAGACUUGCGAGUGCCCUGCAGGGGACUGGGAAUAGAAAAAGUGUCCAGUAAAUGCAGCUUAUUUAGUUUGAGUGAAAGCACAAUGUACAUUGACAGACUACGUAAGGGUCGUGACUCAGUGAGAAAGUUGCUAGGCAACGAAGACUCCUCCGAUGUCGAAGAUACCGCGUGGGACGAUGGGACGUCUUACGCUGAGUCUAUGACAACCUUCUUUGGCGGUUCUGGGACUAUUUAUGACAUGGAUAGAGAGCCUUUCAGAGACUCGGACGCUAGUGAUUUUCAGGAUAGAGAAAGCUACAUUUAGACUUACAGAUCGAAGGAUCGAUUGUACAUACCUAGGAUGUCGUCCUUUAGAGUAAAGGGAAGCUAUAUAUUCGGAUCAAGAGUGAAUCAAGCGGAGACUGAAUCCCUCGUAUAUGCUUUAUUCUCUCUCAACAAUUUUUAGACUUGCGCUAGUGUUCGCACCUAUGCAAGUCGUUAAAAAAAUAUCCUUUUUAAAAGUGCAGGUUAACUGUACCCAUACAAACCACUGCUCGAUUUUAUUAUCUACUAAGAGGUUAUACGCUUAUGUUUACUAUGUGAAAAUCGAUUUGAGAACUUCAAUGAGCAGGAGGUAUGGAUAAGCAAGUUUGUACAUAUUUUCCGAUAAUUAGGGAGUUGCCUGUCAAAGAACUCUUUAAUAACGUUAACAGGUCGGCCUAACUGUUAUCCUAAUUAGACAAAUUGGCCUUCUGACCUCGACAGCAUGCUACUGAAACGGUAGAAUUUUCAUUGAAAAGCGAGCGCGAGAAGUCUAGGAAGGGUCAUUUGAGUGCACUGAAAAGAAUAGUAUUUAUGUCGGCCAUUGUGACAGAUGUCUAUUACAAUGAAACGAGUGGUGACUCACUCAAGGUGUGAGAAGGAUAGGUAUCCUGGAAAUGUCCUUUUUUAAAAAUAGCUUUACAAAUUCAAUAAUUAUAUAAGUAUUUUUAUAGCUUUGUUUCAAUGAUAUAGCUUUAUGCUGACUUGAUCCCAGGGUAAUUGUUGCACUAAAUCGUUUUUGUUAGAAAAUGAUUUAGCUGAACGUUCUUGGUAUCCAAAGUUGAAUCUGUAAAAUAAUUUACUAUAAUUACUAUAUACUAAGACGGACAGUCUAGUUAUCAUGCAUGAGGCGGACGCAAAGAACAGUGCCGAGAACAACUGCGUAGGUCUUUGAUUAUAGGAAAUUUGAUGUUAAAUUUAUGUCAGAGGCAGAAAUGUAAAUAAAAGAUUUAAACGUC
This is a messenger RNA of Pocillopora damicornis (cauliflower coral), 8428 nucleotides long. RefSeq names its product polycystin-1-like protein 2. The record is from RefSeq and is a predicted model, not a curated record. Gene Ontology annotation, molecular function: calcium ion binding; calcium channel activity; protein binding. Gene Ontology annotation, biological process: detection of mechanical stimulus. Gene Ontology annotation, cellular component: membrane. NCBI's taxonomy places the organism in Eukaryota, Metazoa, Cnidaria, Anthozoa, Scleractinia, Pocilloporidae.